Messenger RNA from Achroia grisella, 2171 nucleotides. RefSeq names its product glucose dehydrogenase [FAD, quinone]. The record is from RefSeq and is a predicted model, not a curated record. The transcript has 5 exons. The coding region runs from base 219 to 2114 and encodes 631 amino acids. Lineage: Eukaryota; Metazoa; Arthropoda; Insecta; Lepidoptera; Pyralidae. Gene Ontology annotation, molecular function: flavin adenine dinucleotide binding; oxidoreductase activity, acting on CH-OH group of donors.
CCGUCACUAAGUGCUAGCAUGCUUGUAAGCAUUCAACUAUACCGCUUCGAAAUUAUAAAGUGGGAAAAACAAGCGAAGGGUGUAGUUAAGUACCUUAUAACGAACAGCGAAAGUGAAUCAGAUGGUAUACUAUACAAGUGAAAUCGAAAACAUUCCAAUGAUAUUAUGUGUUUGGUUUUAUAUACGUUUUGGUGAUAAUAUUUAGAGAAGGUGGCAAAAUGAGUUCGAUCGUGAACGUGGCCGCCGACGUGAUAUCAGGUUCGGCGAUCGCAGCCGCAGGUACGCAGGUGGCAUGGUUUAUUCCAAUGUUGGUGGCGGCCAUAGCGUACUAUCAAUACGACCAGACUGAUCCAGAGGGUCGGCCAGCAGACGUGGCCGAUACGGAGAUGUUACCGGAAUAUGACUUCGUCAUCGUGGGAGCAGGUUCCGCUGGAGCCGUUGUAGCAAAUCGACUGUCAGAAAUUGGGAACUGGAGGGUGUUAUUACUUGAAGCGGGCGGGGAUGAGACAGAGAUAUCUGAUGUUCCUCUUUUAGCUGGAUAUUUGCAGCUCAGUAAGCUGGAUUGGAAAUAUAAAACAGAACCGUCAGGAACGACUUGCUUAGCUAUGGAAGGUGGUCGUUGCAAUUGGCCCCGUGGAAAAGUUCUUGGCGGUAGCUCAGUUCUAAACUACAUGCUCUACUUGAGAGGGAAUAAAAAAGAUUACAAUAUUUGGGAGUCUAUGGGUAAUAAAGGUUGGGGAUAUGAGGAUGUACUAUAUUAUUUCAAGAAAUCAGAGGAUAAUAAAAAUCCGUAUUUAGCACAAACACCAUACCACAGCACCGGAGGUUAUCUAACAGUCGCUGAAGCUUCAUAUCACACUCCAUUGGUGUCCAGUUUCAUAGAAGCUGGUCUGGAAAUGGGGUAUAUGAAUAGGGAUAUUAACGGUGAAAAUCACACAGGUUUUAUGGUUGCUCAGGGCACUGUUCGUCGUGGCGGUAGAUGUUCGACUUCCAAAGCAUUCCUUCGACCUGCUAAGGAUCGCAAAAACUUUCAUAUCGCCAUGCACAGUUACGUAACAAAAGUUCUAAUAGAUCCGAGAACAAAGAUUGCUUUUGGAGUAGAAUUUAUACGUAAUAAAAUGAUAUACCGAAUCCGGGCAAGGAAAGAAGUAAUAUUAUCAGCGGGAACUAUUAACUCGGCACAGUUACUGAUGCUAUCAGGUAUCGGACCGGCGGAAGAAUUAACAAAACAUCGAAUACCAGUAAUACAAAAUUUGAGAGUUGGCAAGAAUUUACAAGAUCAUAUUGGAUUAGGAGGUUUAGCCUUUAUGGUUAAUAAGAAAAUUUCAAUCGUGGAACACAGACUCCACACAGUCAGCACUUUGAUGGAGUAUGCUGUAUUAGGUGAAGGCCCUUUAACUAUAAUGGGAGGAGUUGAAGGCCUAGGAUUUGUUAGCACUAAAUAUGUCAAUGCGUCUGAUGAUUUCCCUGACAUAGAGUUCCAUUUUAUAUCCGGCUCAACAAACUCUGAUGGCGGCGAGCAAUUGCGGAAAGUGCAUGGCUUAACUGAUCAGUUCUACGAUGCUGUAUUUCGACCAAUAAAUAACAUGGACGUUUGGAGCAUCAUACCAAUGUUGCUACGUCCAAAAAGUAAAGGCUACAUACAAUUGCGUAGCUCAAAUCCAUAUGACUACCCUUAUAUAUAUCCGAAUUAUUUAACAGAUGAUAUGGAUGUGAAAACAUUGAUUGAGGGUGUUAAAAUCGCUGUGGCUGUAUCUCGAACCAAAGCAUUUCAGAGGCAUGGUUCUGUACUUAAUAGUCAUGUAUUUCCAGCAUGUGCGAAUAUACAAAAGUAUACAGAUGCCUAUUGGGAAUGUAUGAUUAGGCAAUAUACGUGCACGAUAUAUCAUCCUGUGGGAACAGCUAAGAUGGGGCCAUAUUGGGAUUCAGAGGCUGUCGUAGAUCCAGAAUUGAGAGUUUACGGCAUCAAAGGUCUCAGAGUCAUCGAUGGGAGCAUUAUGCCUACAUUAGUGAGUGGUAACACAAAUGCUCCAAUAAUUAUGAUUGGAGAAAAGGGAAGUGAUAUGAUCAAAGAAUUUUGGUUGAAAAGAAGAAGAUCCAGAUAUUACGUCUGAGUUAAUGUACAAAGUGUUCAGUGGAAUUUUUAUAUCAGUAUUACGUUGUAAAUAGUU